CACUCUGUUUCUCUUCCAUUAAUGCCCUUCUUGUUGGGUGACCUGGUCACAAUUGAUAUAGGGUCUCACUCCUAUCUCAGUCUCUUAAAAACUGCGUGUGUUUUGUGUGUGUAUGUGUGUGUGAAGUUGCAGCACUGCGUUGUGAAGGUGUGUGAUAAUGGCGAAGAUGUCACAGAGGAAGGUGAAGAACGCUGAAAAUGGCAGCACGACUUCAAAGACGAAGACGAAGCGGACUCGCAAAAGCAUUCCCAGAGACUCUCCUUCCCAACGGAGCUCCGUUUAUCGGGGUGUUACAAGGCAUCGUUGGACGGGUCGGUAUGAGGCUCAUCUCUGGGAUAAGAAUUGCUGGAAUGAAUCGCAGAGCAAGAAAGGAAGACAAGUGUAUUUAGGGGCAUAUGAUGAUGAAGAAGCUGCAGCACGUGCCUAUGACUUGGCAGCAUUGAAGUACUGGGGCCAAGACACCAUCCUCAAUUUUCCUCUUACAAGUUAUGAAGAAGAGCUCAAGGAGAUGGAGGGUCAAUCAAAAGAAGAAUACAUUGGAUCCUUAAGAAGAAAAAGCAGUGGAUUCUCUCGAGGAGUCUCAAAGUAUAGAGGCGUAGCAAGGCACCAUCAUAAUGGAAGAUGGGAGGCUCGAAUCGGCAGAGUCUUCGGCAACAAAUAUCUUUAUCUCGGAACUUACGCUACACAAGAAGAAGCAGCCACGGCAUAUGACAUGGCAGCCAUAGAGUACAGAGGACUCAACGCCGUUACAAACUUUGACCUCAGCCGUUACAUCAAUUGGCUCCCUCCUAAAGCCCAGGACUCUCCUGAAAACCCCACAAGUGAUCACAGCACUGAGUCAGGAACAAACCCUAAGCCUGAGCUUGAAUUAGGUUUUGUGUCCCACCAGCUCAAUUCAAACUCUGGUGAGACAAUGGUGGCCCCACCACGAUCCAGCGGUGGCGCUCCGUCAUCAUCUGCACUAGGGCUUCUCUUGCAAUCAUCAAAGUUCAAGGAAAUGCUGGAGAGGACUUCAGCUGGAGACCAUAAUUACUCUGCAACAGCAACUUCAGAAUCAAAGCCUCCUCGUCGUACAUUUCCUGAAGAUAUUCAGACAUUCUUUGAUUGUCAUGAUUCAAGCAGCUAUACUGAAACUGAUGACAUCAUAUUUGGUGAUUUGUGCUCGAUUGCUGCUCCAAUUUUCCAUUGUGAGCUUGAUGCUUAGAAAAUUUUUUUUCAACCCAAAAGUUUGGAAGAAUAGAACUAUGUUUAUUUGGUAGAUUCGGUUGUACCUUGGUUUUAUAAGGUGUAUAAUCAAAAUACAUGAUCAGCUAUGAAAAAAACAGAGAGGCGUCAGGACAGGAAUUCCAAAGAAAAUCUUUGGGGCAAGGGUAAACAAAUGAGAGGAUAAGAUUCUUUCAAUGAUACUUACACUAGUAUUUUCCUGCUUGUAUGAAAAUUUGCUAUUUUUUUUAUUGUUUU
Molecule: messenger RNA, 1461 nt
Organism: Prosopis cineraria
Lineage: Eukaryota; Viridiplantae; Streptophyta; Magnoliopsida; Fabales; Fabaceae
Product: AP2-like ethylene-responsive transcription factor At1g16060
Exons: 8
Coding region: 158-1204 (348 amino acids)
Biological process (GO): regulation of DNA-templated transcription
Molecular function (GO): DNA-binding transcription factor activity; DNA binding
Source: RefSeq, a predicted model, not a curated record